Molecule: messenger RNA, 782 nt
Organism: Drosophila ficusphila
Lineage: Eukaryota; Metazoa; Arthropoda; Insecta; Diptera; Drosophilidae
Exons: 3
Coding region: 63-347 (94 amino acids)
Source: RefSeq, a predicted model, not a curated record
GAUGGGCAGCGGCGACGAUGACGGCAAACGCAGCUGCAGUUGGCUAGUUCUACGGGCCAGAGAUGCCAAAAACGCCGGCCAAAUACCAGGCAAAUCAGCGUCAAGAUAAAGCUGCAUUUGUCGACGAGAUGUGGAGCGAGCGAGAAGCUGUCGGCGCUGCAGUGAACUCUCCCUCGUGGAAGCCCCGUUCCUCCCCCCGCCCGACGACUUGCAGUCACGAUUGUGCGGGGCAGGCCAACACUAAAUUCAAAACCCAUAAAGACAUCAAAGCAGGCAACGCGUGUAACAAUUUGCCAGCCAGCCAACAACAACCGAGGCAACAACAAAUGCAACAAAACGCAAAUUAACAACGGACCAACAUACACUCACGGACAGGCCCAAAGGAGUCCGGAGAUGUUGGGAGGACUGGGGACCUGGUACUUCGAGCCUGGAACUUGGAACUUGGGGACUACAAGCGACGACGACGACGACGACGACGAUGACGACAACGAUCGGUCGAAAAAAGCAGCGAAAAACAAAACAGCAACAACAACAACAAGACGACCUGGCCAAGGCAUCCGCACCCGCACAACCGCAAGCAACAACAACAACAACGACAACAACAUGAAAACAACAGCGGUAACAACAGAAACAACAACCUCGGGCUGCCCAUGAAGAUGCUGGCCAAAACGAAACUGGCAAUACCCUAAAUAGUAAAUUAGGUUGAGAGGGUACUUCAAAUCCGAAAUAUUGUAAAAGAAUAGAAUAAAGGAAUAUAUAUAUUUUCAAAUAAUACUGAACAA